AUUGACGGCAAACGUGAUGUUUCAUGGCGGGUGUGAAUAUGUCGUCGGAGUCACUAAUAAAUUCUGUCAGACAGUUUUUAUCCUCCCAUUCCAUGUUAGUCGAAGAUGAAUGGUUGACAGGAUGCGUGGAAUAUUUGACUGAAGAUAACAGUAACAAUUACAGUGUUACUGACAUACAAAACUUGGCCAAGGAGCAGUGGCUACUUAAUGAUUUAAAGGACAUUUGCCCUGGGAGUUUACCGGCCAACUUGAAAAAUGUACAGAAGACAGUGUUGAAUGGAAAGUUUGCACUGCAAAUUAAUGCCGCUGUUGAUAUAGGCACGCCAGCUUACCAACAGUAUCUGAAACUGCAGAAAGUAAACAUGGAAAAUAUUGAAGCUACCACAAAGUUUGAAGAUAAAGUGCCAAGUCACAGAAUGAUAAAACUAUACUUAACCGAUGGUGCUCAAGAGGUGUCCGCUAUUGAAUACAAACCUAUGAGGAACUUGAGUUGUGACAUCACUCCUGGAUGCAAAAUGUAUCUGAAAGGGCCAGUGGAAUGCCGGCGGGGUGUUAUCCUGUUGACAGAGAGCUCUAUAGAGCUGCUGGGAGGAGAAGUGCAGGAGAUUGCCGUCUCCAACUCUCUGGCUGGUCUUCUCUCCACCAAACUAGGACUGCCCAUGACUCUAGAACCUAUCCACAAUACAACAAUCAGAAAUGCCAAUAUCCCAACACCACAUUCCGACGUGCCGCCCCCAAUAGACCAUUACACGGAACCAGUCCCUGAACCCACGCGACCAGUAGCUCGAGUCACCAGUGUCCAAAUAGCCAACAACUUCGUCGAUGACGACAUAGACAUGGAUCAAUUAGCCGCAAUAGAAGCACAAUAUACUGAAAAUCCCACCAAAAGACCUCUCAGUGUUGCCAACACGAAUCCUGAAAAGAAAAUAAAAAUCGAUUCAACUGCGAACAAAUCAGAUGAUUAUCCGGACGAUGCCGAUGUAUUUUUCGAUGAAGACGAAGAAUAUUUGAGGGAUAUUGAAGAGAAAAUUGAUGCGAGAGACAGAGAAAUUAAUAGACCUAAAGGUCCAGUUACAGUAUCGGCUGAACCCUUCGUUUAUAUAAAGCAAAUUAAUGAUAUGAAUUUGGGUGAGAAAACUGGGAAAGUUUUUAAAGUUAAGGCACAAAUAAUAAAGUUGUUAUCGAAGUUGUCUGUAGGGAAAGAUGGUUGGAGUUUGAAGUGUAGCAUUGUAGAUGGCACUGGCAGUAUAGAUGUGGAAUUUACGAGUGAUGUGUUAUCUAAAGUUGUUGGGUUGACUCCGCAAGAAAUGCAUGACAUCAAGAAGAAAAUGGCUAUGAAUCCUGCAAUGAAGGAAAAAGCUGUUUCGGCCUUACAAAAAGCGAAGGAUACACUGCAAGUUUUACAUUGUAUAAUAGAGUUAACAAUAUUAGAGGUACCGAAGAUAACUUCUCUCGAACCCUACGGCGAGAGGCACGCGGAAAUGUUGAAGAAACGAAUGCAAUCGGCUGGGUUAUAGCAAAUUUAUAUUUUUAGCAAUGUGAAUAAUAUAAUAGUGUUUAUAAAACUUGAUUCCGUUGUAUAUAAUGUAUUUAUCAAACAAUUCCAAUGUCGUAAAGGUAUAAGAUCUACAUGAGAUGAACAUCAGUGGCCUUUAAAAUGUAGUAUGCAUUUUAGCGUAAAUCUAAAAAAUACUUUUUAUAUUCAGUCUUUAAACAUUGUAGAGAAAAAACGAUUGCAACUUACUAAAUGGAUUGAUAUAUGAUUGGAUUGAACCUGUGUUACCAGUUGAGUACAGCGCAAUUUCAGAGCUAAAACUUUCAUUUUGUCAACCAUCAAUACUUUCAGUAAAAUACUUAUGUAUCAGCACAUUAAUUUACUACCAUGUGAUUCAUAAAAAAAUAUGGAUAUUCAUGAAAAAUAUGGAGUUUUGACGAACUACAUUUUUUUGGUGUUUAUUAUAUUGGCUGAUAAACACCUAGUGUUGCCUGCCAAAAGGAGCCAGCGCCCUCAUUUAAUUUCUUCACAGACUGUAAAAAGAAGCGAAUACAAUAAAAAUAAAACACAAUAUUGACGUUUUAA
Plodia interpunctella (Indianmeal moth) is the source of this 2080-nucleotide messenger RNA. Its product is annotated as recQ-mediated genome instability protein 1-like. Bases 24 to 1517 code for a protein of 497 amino acids. The record is from RefSeq and is a predicted model, not a curated record. Lineage: Eukaryota; Metazoa; Arthropoda; Insecta; Lepidoptera; Pyralidae. Gene Ontology annotation, molecular function: nucleotide binding. Gene Ontology annotation, biological process: double-strand break repair via homologous recombination; resolution of meiotic recombination intermediates. Gene Ontology annotation, cellular component: RecQ family helicase-topoisomerase III complex; nuclear body. The transcript is spliced from 8 exons.